Papilio xuthus (Asian swallowtail) is the source of this 1745-nucleotide messenger RNA. RefSeq names its product ganglioside induced differentiation associated protein 1 (gene Gdap1). Bases 130 to 1128 code for a protein of 332 amino acids. Lineage: Eukaryota; Metazoa; Arthropoda; Insecta; Lepidoptera; Papilionidae. The record is from RefSeq and is a predicted model, not a curated record. Gene Ontology annotation, cellular component: mitochondrial outer membrane. The transcript is spliced from 5 exons. Gene Ontology annotation, biological process: mitochondrial fusion; mitochondrial fission.
AACUUUUAUACCAAUUAUGUUUGGAAAAGUUUUUCCGCGUUAGAUUCUUAGAUUUAGUAAUAUUAAUAUCCAUUUUUUGUUUAUUAAUUCAUUAAAUAUAUUUUUUCAUAGUUCACUAAAGUUGCUACAAUGCAUUAUGUUCAGAAGUAUUUGGAAAAAUAUCAGUUAAUUAAAACAAGCAAUAAUAAAAUGAAUAGCGGAAGUAACACCAACAUAUAUCUUUACUGUAAUUAUUAUAGUUUUUAUUCUCAAAAGGUUCUAAUGACUUUAUAUGAAAAAAACGUAGACUUCGAACCGUUAGUCGUGGACAUUACGAAAGGCGAACAAUAUUCACCUUGGUUUCUAGAACUUAAUCCUCGGGGCGAAGUACCAGUUCUGAAAGUUCGUAAUGAAGUUAUUCCGGAUUCUACAAGAAUUAUUGAUUAUCUGGAAUACCAUUUAGAUCAAGAACUUACUCCGAUUAUAAACGUGUCACGUGAUAGUAAAGUCAUGAAAAACAUAAAUCGUUUCCGAGAUCUGUUGGAGGCAUUGCCAGCUGGUGUUAUAACGGUUGGUUCUUUUUUCCAUCCUCACUUAUGUGGAACACCGAAAUUGCCAUUUGUUUUCCCGGUUAGAGAAGUACUUAAAAGUGGUGAUUUGGUCAGUUCCAAAAACCUAAGAAAGCUGGCAGAAGAAAAUCCUAAAGCUAAAGGAAUUUUAUUAUAUAAAGCUGAGAUUCAAGAUAGAAAACACGAAAUAUUAACAAAUGAAGAGGAAUAUCUGAAAGUUUUAAAUAUUGUUGAUGCUGUAUUCACUCAAGUAGAAGACCAAUUGAAAGAACAAAGUGAAGAUAGUUGGUUAUGUUGUGACAAGUUUACUAUAGCCGAUGUAAAUUUGGCAAUCAUCUUGCAGCGCUUGUGGGAACUUGGUUUAGAUGAGAGAUUUUGGACAAAUGGAAAACGGCCCCAUAUUGAGAACUACUUCAAUAGAGUGAAACUUCGAGAAUCUUUUGUAAAAACCAUUCCUAAUAUGGCUGUUCACAUUAAGUUGAUUUUUACUUCCCAGCCCCCUGCUUAUGUUGGAGCAGCUGGUGCUGUAUCUAUUGGGGUUGUCCUAGCACUUGCUUAUAUGUUAAAGAAGCUUAUUUAAACGAUUCAUUGAUUUACUGCUUUAUUGAGUGGUAUAAAAGGUAACCUAUACAAUCUCACAUAUUGCAUGAAUAUGGAGGUCUAGGUCAUAAUUCAAAGAUUUAUGAUAAAGGUGCUUUCUUAUAUUUCACAUUACAGUAAAUUUUUAAUCUUUUGUUUAGAUAGGAGAUAUGAAUCACUUUAUCAUAUUUUCUUUCUUGUUUCAAUAACAGUAUUAUCACAAUGAUUAAAUUGAAUAUAACAGUAUUACAUAGCAUAUAGUCAAUUAGAGUCUGGAUAUAUGUAUCUGUACAUUCAGUAUUAGGAUUUUUAAUCUAUGAGAUUAUUAAAAUGUAUUUUAAUAGUGUUGUUAUUUUUGAAUUCAUUGCAUUUAAAGAGAAAUAUAUUAUUUACCAUUCGGAUUGUUUCAUUUAGAGUACCUAUACACAUUUAUAUUAAAAUUCAAUGGAAAUGAGAAAUUAUAUUAAUACACAUUUCACUGACUGACAAUGUCAUUCAGUAUAUUGAUUUAUUUUGGAAUGCUUCAGGGUUUAAAUUGAUAAUACAAAUGUGUAUGUGUGGUUUAAUUAGUCUGUAAUCACAACCUUAUAAAGGUUUCUGUUUACAUUGUUUUUUUUU